CUGGCCUGCUGCGGGCCACUGCCAGUCCCAACGGCACCAGUCGGGCCCAAAUGUUUUCCCGUCUCCUCCCGCUCCGGCACCGCCAUCACCGCCGCUUCCUCCAGACCCUGCCCUGUGCCGCCGCAAAAUCCGCCGCCGUGGUGGACCUCCACCACAGUCCAUGCUCCACGUCUGCCGCGUCGAGCCCAAGCCUGUCGAUAUGGCGGCGGAAGAAGGAGAUGGGGAAGGAGGGCCUCAUGGCGGUGGCGCAGCUCAAGCGGCUCGCGGCGCUUCCCCCGCCCGGGGACCACCCGCGCCUGGAGCAGUUCAUGGGCUCGCACGUGUCGCGCCUCCUCCGCACCGAUCUACUCGCCGUCCUCGCCGAGCUGCUCCGCCAGGACCACGUCAUCCUCUGCAAGAAGGUUUUUCACUCCCAAUUCCCAUCCCAGUAAAACCUGCGUGUUCUACUGUUUAAUUCUACAUCCAGCUUUACUAUUGUGUGCCGCGUACUCCUAUAAGAAUGGACUUACUUGAAGGGAACAGCGUGCAAAGUGUCUGCGUGGUUUAAACUUUGAUACAAAAUGGGGAUUUCAGUGCACUUGUUAGGCCGAAUCUCAAGUACCUCUUGUGACUUGUGCAUUUUCUAUUGUCAUGCGGACAGGCUGUUUGCAUACUGGAUAUGAAAUGGUUGCUCUCAUAUGAUUUUUUCCAAAUCAAUUUUCGAUGUGGGAAGAAGGGGAAAAUAUGAGUAAUAAGAUAUAGCAGAGGAAAUUGGAUGUAGGAUGUCCUUGGACUAAACGUGGUUUUCUUCUCUAUCCUAGUUCUGCAUCCCCACUCGGGUCAUUGGCUGUGAAUUCUUCAUCUACAUUAGUCGUUAGUGAAUAUUCCUGUGCAUGUCUAGAAAAAGUAGUCGCUGGUUCCUCAAGAAUAUGCUUAUUUUGGAAUGCUGGAGUCCUAUAAAUUUAUUUCUCUGACUUGGAGGUCUUACAUAAGUUUACUCUGACUUUAUCUACUUAACUGAUAUACAUGAUGUGGCUUGGUCCUGCUGAUAGAUGUUAAAACACACUUUUCCGAACCUGCUGAUAGAUCUCUCCUGUUGACAUUCACUAUUGUUUUCAUAAUCUCUGGGAUAUUUGGUUCUUUAUGUUCAUUUUUGGAGGGAUAUAUUAGGCUGUUUUACUUGGCGUACCAUUUGCCAAUCACAUGAGUGUUAACGAUUUGACAUCCAUUACCUCAAAACUGAGGUUUUGCCUCUCUUUUUCGUGGUGCAUGCUACGAUUUACCAUCUUUUGCUUUAUUAAUAUUUUUUUUUGCUUUUCAAGUGUUUGUUCUCUUUUGGACCCGGCUGAAAAACCCAUAUGCUGCUUGAGAUGAACUGGACUCAUGCCCAAUGAUCAUGAGAGUUGACAUUUUUGGUAAUUAUCUUAUUUGAAUAUAAUAAGCAAUGCUUUUAGACAAGGCUUCUAACCUAGAUUUUUCUCAUGAGGCCAAGUCACUAGAGAUGAGGCAGGGAAAUUUAUAAGAGGUAGUUCAGAAAAUUAUAUUGAGUUGAUACCCAGUAGACGAACUAAAUAACACCUAAUCAUCUAGUUACCUUUUCUCCUGGUUCGACUAUGAGUCCUUGAUUUGGACCAAAAGUGACUAGAAAAGCGUGAGAUCCUCAAUUUCAGUAGAACGGCUAAUGAAUGUGAAUCCUCAGUUUCCCCUUUCUGGGUAGGGACUGCCCAGCUUAGAGUUGGUGUCCCUAUGUUGUUAUGGCUUUGUAGAGUUGGUGUUUCUGAAGUCCGGUGUUUCCUGGAGCAUAGUAGCAUUUAAUGAACAUCAAUCAGUUGCAUCUGAAGUUUGACAGUCUUCUGGAUGAUUAAGGCUGUGUUUGGUUUGGGGUGUAAAAAAUUUCGCGAAAACUUUUGGCCCUUUGACCACUAAUUUAGAGUAUUAAAUGACAUCUAAUUACAAAACCACCUCCACAACCCCGUGUAAAUCGCGAGACGAAUCUAACGAGGCUUUUGACCGCGUGAUUAGAGAAC
Molecule: messenger RNA, 2006 nt
Organism: Panicum virgatum (switchgrass)
Lineage: Eukaryota; Viridiplantae; Streptophyta; Magnoliopsida; Poales; Poaceae
Product: protein THYLAKOID ASSEMBLY 8-like, chloroplastic
Exons: 1
Coding region: 51-431 (126 amino acids)
Molecular function (GO): protein binding
Source: RefSeq, a predicted model, not a curated record